AUGUGCCAUCCACCAUGUUGCCUUCCGAUUCUUAAUUUCAUUUAUUAUGAUGUGCUCUCCGAUUCCUCAAUGUGCCAUCCUCCAUUUUGCCUUCCCCUUAAUUUCAUUUAUUAUGAUCGGCUCUUAGAUUACUCAAUGUGCCAUCCUCCAUUUUGCCUUCCUCUAAAUUUCAUUUAUUAUGAUCUGCUCUCAGAUUCCUCAAUGUGGAUUCCUCCAUGUUGCCUUCCCCUUAAUUGCAUUCAUUAUGAUUUGCUCUCCGAUUCCUCAAUAUGCCGUCCUCCAUAUUGCCUUCCCUUUAAUUUCAUUUAUUAUGAUCUGGUCUCCGAUUCCUCAAUGUGCCAUCCUCCAUGUUGCCUUCCGCUUAAUUUCAUUUAUUAUGAUCUGCUCUCCGAUUCAUCAAUGUGCCAUCCUCCAUGGUGCCUUCCCCUUAAUUUAAUUUUAUUCUCCGAUUAUGAUCUGUGCCUUCCCGAUUCGAUUCAUGUGCCAUCCUCCAUGAUUCCUUCCCCUUAA
Molecule: messenger RNA, 510 nt
Organism: Acanthosepion pharaonis
Lineage: Eukaryota; Metazoa; Mollusca; Cephalopoda; Sepiida; Sepiidae
Source: the annotation of a GenBank genome assembly